Zophobas morio is the source of this 2072-nucleotide messenger RNA. It is a transcript of the gene muc, whose product is annotated as midline uncoordinated. Gene Ontology annotation, molecular function: dihydrolipoyllysine-residue acetyltransferase activity. Gene Ontology annotation, biological process: pyruvate decarboxylation to acetyl-CoA. The transcript has 5 exons. NCBI's taxonomy places the organism in Eukaryota, Metazoa, Arthropoda, Insecta, Coleoptera, Tenebrionidae. The coding region runs from base 282 to 1775 and encodes 497 amino acids. The record is from RefSeq and is a predicted model, not a curated record.
CGCGCAAUUUUUUUCGGUUUUUGUUGCACUUCGGGACCAAUUUCCUGCCUUCGGCGCUCCACGUUAUCUCUCCACCUCUCCGUUGCAAGCCCCGCCGCCUCCCCCGCUAGGACGCCGACGCGCCGUCAAAAACGUGUGAUUUGCACGUCACAGUCACAGCUUUCUGUCGUGAAAGUCUUUUAAAUGACCUAGACGACUCGAGCCGCUGCAAGUCGCCCUCUGCUCUCAGGAGAACACCAAAAAUCUUCCUAUUAUCACUUCGUAAGUUACUUUAAGCCAAGAUGUUGCGGUCGGUCGUCGUGCGAAGCGAACUCGUCAAAGGCACCUUGAGGAAGGCCGUUCGUGCCAACUUGGUCCGAAACCUGUCAGUCGUUAUCACGAAAAGGAAAAACCACCACAGGAGUCUUCUGAGAGAACACAGGCCGCUGGAAUGGCAGGGCCCUUCCGUCAGCUUGGCGCGGCGCUACGCAACCGACUACCCCGCGCACACGAGGGUGCUGCUGCCAGCGCUGUCCCCGACGAUGGAACUAGGGACCAUCAUCAGCUGGGAGAAAAAGGAGGGCGACAGACUGAACGAGGGGGACUUGCUGGCGGAAAUCGAAACCGAUAAAGCCACCAUGGGUUUCGAGACUCCAGAGGAGGGCUUCCUGGCGAAAAUUUUAGUGGCGGCGGGCACCAAGGAUGUCCCCAUCGGGAAACUAGUCUGCGUGAUUGUGGAAAACCAGGCGGACGUUGCCGCCUUUAAAGACUUCAAGGACGACGCCGCCGCCGCGGCGCCCGCCAAGCCGGCCGCGCCACCGGCCCCCGCGCCCGCCGUCGCCGCCCCCACACCCCCUCCAGCCCCGGCGCCACCCACGGUGCCGCCGCCGUCGUCGGCCCCCAGCGACCGCGUCUACGCCAGUCCCAUGGCCAAGCGGCUCGCCGAGCAGCGCAAUAUACGCCUCCAGGGUACAGGUACUGGACUUUACGGCUCCAUAACGUCCGCAGAUCUUGAUAAGUUGGCGGCAGCGCCACCCCCAGGUGCUCCGGCGGCGGCGAAGGCGCCGUCAGCGCCCAUGCCCGCCAACGUCCCCAGCGGCGCCCCCUACGUCGAUAUUCCCGUGACCGGAAUGAGGGGCACCAUCGCCAAGAGACUGCUGCAGUCCAAGCAGACAAUACCCCACUAUUACCUAUCGAUCGAGUGCAACGUGGACAAACUACUCAAGUUGAGGGCGCGCUUCAACAAGAAGCUGGAGAAGGAGAAGGUGAAGUUGAGUGUGAACGAUUUUAUUGUGAAGGCGGUGGCGAUGGCGUCGAAGAAGGUGCCCGAGGCGAAUUCGGCGUGGAUGGACAGCGUGAUCAGACAGUACUCUUCUGUGGAUGUUAGCGUGGCCGUGUCGACCGACCGCGGCCUACUCACCCCCAUUGUGUUCGGCGCCGACUCCAAAGGCGUCAUCGACAUUAGUAAAAUAGUUAAAGGUUUGGCGGCCAAGGCCCGCGAGGGCAAACUCCAGCCUCAGGAAUUCCAAGGUGGUACCAUCAGCGUGUCAAACUUAGGCAUGUUCGGUGUCGAUAAUUUCUGUGCCAUUGUAAACCCCCCACAAAGCUGUAUAUUGGCGGUGGGCACCACCCAGAAACGCUUGAUUGCGGACGAGUCAGAGAAAGGAUUCAGACAAGCUGAAUUCAUGACGUUUACGAUAAGCUGCGACCAUAGAGUGGUGGACGGGGCGGUGGGUGCCCAGUGGCUGAAAUGGUUGCGUUCCUUCAUAGAAGACCCCGAAACGAUGAUCCUCUAAGUUAUUAUAGGUUAAGUGCGUCAUUCAUUUCAUGAGUUCGGGAGGUGUACCGUAGCAAGUCAUUUCAUGUCUUCCAGAACUUGGCCGUUCGUGUAAGUCGGGAUCCCUCCAUCUGUAUAUUUUUGCAUUUAAGGUUGAGUUUACGCGAGGGGAACGGUUUUGGAGGAUACAUUUCCUGUUCAUUUAUCGUUUGUCGCGUUGUGGAGACUUCAGAAUAUCGCUCUUUAUAAAAGUUGGCAUUCUUUGUUGAAAACUGUAUUUAUGUAUUUAAGUAUAAAUAAAACUAUUGUACAUAGA